AUGUCGUCUCCAUCCGCCGGUGCGAAGUUCAUUCGCAUGAUUGUCAAGAACGACUCCAUCAAGACUGAUCCUCAUGAGAUUUACGGAUGGCGCGCCUUCGCCAUGGCUGGUUCAGCCUGCUUCGGUGGCAUGUUGUUCGGAUUCGAUAUCGGAACCAUUGGUGGUGUACUUGAGCUGAAGGAGUUCCAAGACAAAUACGACAUUACCAACCUCGACAAGGUCGGCAAGGCCAAUUUGAACGCCAACAUCGCCUCAACUCUCCAAGCUGGCUGUUUCGCCGGUUGCUUCGUCGCCUCGUGGUUCGCCGAUCGCUGGGGUCGUAAGAUGGCACUCCAAGUCGCUGGUCUCGUGACCAUUGUCGGUUGCGUUAUCCAAGCCGUUGCCAUGGGUUCACUUGAGGCCAUGUACGUCGGUCGCUUCGUCGCUGGUCUCGGUGUCGGAGGCGCCUCCAUGGUUGUCCCUCUUUACAUCUCAGAAAACGCUCCUCGUGGUAUCCGUGGCGGUCUCACCGGUCUUUACCAAUUGUUCAUUGCUACAGGAACCUGUCUCGCGUUCUGGGUGAACUACGGAUCGCUCAUGCACCUCUCCGGCGGUGCGCAAGUCUACAUUGUCCCUCUCGCUCUUCAAGCUCUUCCCGCUGUUCUCCUUGUCGGCUGCAUGGCCCUGAACAAAGAGUCGCCCCGUUUCCUUGCCAAGCAAGACAAGUGGGAAGAAGCCACUACCGUCCUUGCCCGCAUGCGAAACCUGCCAUCGUCUCAUGCUUACGUCCAGGACGAGAUCAAGGACAUCGCCGAUCAGCUCGAGCACGAGCGUAUGCUUGUUGCCGGUGCCAGUGUUAAGGAUCUUCUCAAGGAGAUGUUCACCAUCCCUGGUAACCGCAAGCGCGCCCUCAUCUCCAUCGGGCUUAUGAUCUGCCAACAGAUGACUGGAACGAACGCCAUCAACUACUACGCACCUCAAAUCUUCGCCGCCCUCGGACUCAAGGGUAACUCGGUCAAGCUUUUCGCUACCGGUAUUUAUGGUAUCGUUAAGAUGGCUGGAUGUUUCGCCUUCUUAAUCUUCGCCGCCGAUUCUCUUGGUCGUCGUCGUUCACUCCUCUGGACUUCGAUCGCACAAGGACUAGCCAUGUUCUACAUUGGUAUCUACAUGCGUGUUGACCCGCCCGUCGCGGGAGAGCCCGUACCGGGUGCCGGAUACUUUGCCCUUGUCUGUGUGUUUCUCUUCGCCCUCUUCUUCCAGUUUGGUUGGGGACCAGUUUGCUGGAUCUACGUGUCUGAGAUUCCCGCCGCACGUCUCCGUUCCCUCAAUGUUGCCAUCGCCGCUGCUACUCAGUGGCUCUUCAACUUCGUCGUCGCUCGCGCUACUCCCAACAUGAUGGCUACUAUGGGUCAGGGUGGUUACGGAACUUUCUUCACUUACGGUUCAUUCUGCUUCGCCAUGUUCAUCUUUGUCUGGUUCCUCAUUCCCGAGACCAAGGGUCUGUCGCUCGAGAAGAUGGACGAUCUCUUUGGUAUCACUGAGCUUGUCAAGAACAUGGAGGCUGACCGCGAGAACCACGCCCAUGGCACUGAACUCGACAUGGACGGCAAGAACUCGACUGUUGUCCGUGAGGAGAAGGUCGGUCACUAG
This is a messenger RNA of Alternaria burnsii, 1629 nucleotides long. RefSeq names its product quinate permease. Gene Ontology annotation, cellular component: membrane. The coding region runs from base 1 to 1629 and encodes 542 amino acids. The transcript is spliced from 5 exons. The record is from RefSeq and is a predicted model, not a curated record. Gene Ontology annotation, biological process: transmembrane transport; carbohydrate transport. NCBI's taxonomy places the organism in Eukaryota, Fungi, Ascomycota, Dothideomycetes, Pleosporales, Pleosporaceae. Gene Ontology annotation, molecular function: carbohydrate:proton symporter activity.